CUGGAAUAUACUGUAUGUAGCAAGUUACGACAGCAGGAUGAAUUUUCAACUUUGAACAGGGAAAGACACCUGAAGCUGCUAAAGAUUGCUUGACUAUAACUUCUGGAAGGAGGUCCAUUCUAUAUAUCAGAAAUCCUUUUUAUGAAAUCUGUGAAUAUCAUGUAACAUUUCUGUUACUCAUUUUGUUGCUCAAACCUGAAACUUGUGAUUCUAAAUACCCAAGAUGUUUUAAUGGGAUACAGAUUUUUUGUGCCUUUGACAUUCCAAAACAAUGGCUUUGAAUGAUCCUCUGAAGCAGAAUUACAUGGGGAGAUAUCUCCAGUACUGAAAGCCAGAAUGUGUUUUCAUAAAUCAAGCAAAUUAUCUUCUUCACUGUGACCUCUGGGACUCCGCUUGUGAAUGUUUUAAAAUAGGCUCCGGAAAACCUUCAGCACACUACUGGCACCAUGCCUUACCGUGAUGAGGAGUACCCAGGUCAGCCUCUGUGGCAGUCUGUGCUGCUCUUCUGCUGUAAGGGUAUGAUUGAGGGCAUCAUGGUCAUACUCUUCUUCUGGCUUCUGGUGCAGGUCCUUUUCACCAAACAACUAGAAGUUCACCUCCAAAUUCUUCUUUUGGUAGGACUGAUAAUCUUUUGUCUGUGUUUGGUCCUGGGAUGUAUUUUGUGCUGGAGGAACAGUCAGAUGUGUCCAGUCAAAGACAAAGAUCCUGUGACAUCAGCACCAACUCCAGCUGAAACUGUGACCUUUGCCCAGAGCCCUCCUCCAUCAGCAGCGACGACAGCAUCUAGGCAGCAAUAUGAGGGUCCGGAUGGAGAUAUGCUGGAGUACCCUUCCACUUUCACCAGCCCUGCCCUUUCGGAGGGCGAAUUUACCUCUCUGCCAUUCUCUAAUAGAGCUGCCUCUGAGCGGAAGGAGCAGCCAAAGUCUUAUUUUUCCUUGCGCCGCCUCAGCACACCACCAUUAACAUCACCCCUGUAUAAACCUAUAGAUUCCAGUCAUGCUUCCCUGCCUUCAUUUCCCAAACUGGGACUGUUGUCCAAAACAUGUAAGGCUCUGCAGAGGCGCUGCACGGUGACUGGAGGUAGUAUAUCUUAUAAUGAACACAGCAGGCUUACCAGCCCCAGUGCUGUAUCUCCUUCUAUGCCUGAAGAACCAAUCCCUAUGACUCUGCUGAGCUAUGGCUCCAGUGCCAGCUGCCAACAGCCAAUAUCACCAAAACCAUGCCUCCAUUUCACUAUGGCCUUCUCUCCAGAGCAGCAAACCCUGGUAGUCACUGUCCUCAGCCUCACUGGGACGUCCCACAGACUGGAGGAUGUGUCUGUGCUGGGCAGCCUGCCACCUCUGUACCCCUGUCCCAUGCAAGCCUCUGCCCAGAGCAGCCUCAGCCCUGAGACCCACAGCCUGGUGCUGCUUUUGAAGGUGAGCUCAGUGAAGGAGCUCCAAAGGUGUGUACUGAGAAUAGCCACAUACACACGGGAACCUUCCAGCCUGAGAGGCACCACACUGGGUGAACUGGUGGCCGAAUGUGGAGGAAGAGACUGGAGAGCAGAGCAUCCAUUUCACUUCACAAAAGAGCUAAACCCAAAAAAGUGGAAGCUAAAAAAGAGUCUGAUCUCACAGGAUGCAGCGAUGUGUAAGGGGCUUAGCUGUCCUCCACAGAUCUUCAUUUUGCUUCAGUAUCAGACUCUGGCCCACCGCAUCAAAGCCACGGUCCUCAGAGCAGAUAACCUAGACAACCUCGUUCACACGUUGGCAGCAACAGAAUACCAGGUGGUGAUCAAUCUGCAUCAUGAGGGAGUUGUGAUCAGCAGCAGAGAAACUAAAGGAGGGUCCUGCACUGUGUGGAAUACUUCUAUCCUGUUUGACCUGCCUCAAGGAGACAUCAGUCAGCUGCCCCUCAUGCUUGAAUUCGUGAUCAUGCAGAAUCAGGUCCUUUCAGAGGGUAAAGUUCUUGGUCGAGUCCAAAUCGGUGCAGAGGCUGCAGAUGCAGGACGUGCUCACUGGAGGGACAUGUGCAACCUGCAGGUGGAGCAGGCACGCUGGCACACUGUACAACCAGAGCCUCUAUAGGGCUCUGACACACGUGUGCUGACAAAAACAAUUUUGUGAUCACUGGACCUGAUGUGCUGUAUGAACUCAGUGGGCAUCCAAAAUAAGGUAUUAUAGGUCACAAAUGAUGUGUUUACUAACACUGCUGUUCUAAUGGAUGGAUAUAUGGGCACUCAGCAAUAAAAUAUUUACAAUGGCCUUAUUUUAAUGUAUCAACCUGUGAAUUCUCCAAUGGGAAAGUAAUGUAAGUGCACAAAAUGGCUUUUGGAACAACGCAAUGUGAGUUCAGAGUUUGUUGGCUUUUAACAGAACGAUGUAUUUGUGAAACAUUACCCAGAACAGACUAGUAAAAUGGAUCUUGUACAGUUUUGGAGAACUUAAAAAACAUAAAGGUAAUUGUCCUGAGCAAUAUUGUCUUUAUCUAGAAAUACUGAAGGGUUACUCUAGUAUUCAGUCACUGUCACUAAAAUACACUUUCUCGUUUAUUUGAUGUGCGAGUAACAUACAAUACACACAAAUUACUUUAUAUGCUCUCAUGUACAUCUGUAAUUUCACAGUUCUUUUGAGGUAUGUUUAAAAUAUCUUGUCUGUAGGAUGUUCUGAAUGUAAAGAUGAUGUGAAGAACCAUGUCAUAUAAAUAAAAACACAUUUCUGCC
Siniperca chuatsi (mandarin fish) is the source of this 2704-nucleotide messenger RNA. RefSeq names its product synaptotagmin XVIIIb (gene syt18b). NCBI's taxonomy places the organism in Eukaryota, Metazoa, Chordata, Actinopteri, Centrarchiformes, Sinipercidae. The coding region runs from base 447 to 2069 and encodes 540 amino acids. Gene Ontology annotation, biological process: regulation of calcium ion-dependent exocytosis; regulation of dopamine secretion; cellular response to calcium ion. Gene Ontology annotation, cellular component: synapse; axon. The transcript is spliced from 5 exons. Gene Ontology annotation, molecular function: phosphatidylserine binding; SNARE binding; clathrin binding. The record is from RefSeq and is a predicted model, not a curated record.